GAUAUACAUCUGUAAAAAUUUAAACUGUCUAGCUCAUCAGAUACAGCCUGGUGUCAAACGGAGAACGAGACAGACAGAAAUGAGUUUUUAUAAAUGGGUCUGCCAUUUUUUGGAACCCUUACGAAUUGCAAAAUAAACUGUCCAUACACUAGAUAAUGACUAGAUGAAACGUAUCUUUUGUGUUCUAAUUUCAAUUUUCAAUAUCUUACUGUGGGGAUGAUCACAAUUCAAUAAACGGAGCCAUGAUGUAAAGGUUUUAUUUUUUAACGAAAAAAUUUAGGUAACUAUUUUGAUGAGCCCAAGAUCUCAUACCAAACUAAGUGUGACUGCUUGUUAAUCUUAAACAAUGAUAUUUUUUCAUCAUAAAAGUAUUAUAUAUAACUAGUUUAGACUAGGAUAUAAAUCUAAACAUACAGACAGACAACAUUUUCGUUACUAUACACAUACCUGAAUGAAUGUACAACUACCUCCCACCAAAACGUCCUUGCAAUGCAAACAUUAAAAUUAUAAUACCUACUUAUACUCAGCACAAUUAUUUUAGUUUAUUAUUCUUUCAAACCUUAUGAAGUUCGUACGCGUAACAUGUUAUUAAUAUAUUUUAUUUCUGUGUUCUGUGGAGUGCGGGCCGCGAUCUACUAUGACUCUUACAGCGGGUCCACUAUUACAGCUGAACGAGUGAAGCAACAUGAUAAAGCUAACACUACAUUUUGGUGUGUUAACGAGAUAGAGCCAUGUGAUCCCAAUGAAGGCAGGCGGGUGGACGGCUCCUGCAACAACUUGCAGUACCCAAGCCGAGGAGCUAGUCAUACACCGUUCGCGAGAGCCCUGCCACCAGUCUUCUCAGCAAAUUUUGAGCCAAAGAAAGCAGCGGAUGGCUCCGACUUGCCCCUAGCGAGGUUCCUGAGAACCAGCCUCGUGUCAGUCGGACGGAUCCCCAGUCAGAUGUUCACGGCGCUGGCGAUUCACGACUUCGUGUUCAUGUCCGCUGACAUCGUGUCUCUUCAUGAUACAGUGAACUACAUAGUCUGGAAGCCCUACUGCUGUGCCGAGAGAGGCAAGACUGAUUACAUGUGUGUACCAAACCAGAUCCCUCCAGAUGACCCCGUGCACCGCUUCUCCGGCCAACGUUGUCUUAACAUGACAAGACCAGAGACCUUCCAAACUAUUGGCUGCAUUAAAAAUAAUACAUCACCUGAGAGAAUUGUAUCAUCAACUCCUCUACUAGACUUGUCAGUUAUAUAUGGCAACGCGUUACAAAGUCUUCUGCGACGAGGCAGACUGUUCGAAGGAGGCAUGUUGAAGUUUGAAGAAGAAAACGGAAGAAUAUGGCCGCCCAAGUACCCAACUAACGGUCACCUCAUUUGCUUAUCGAAUCAAAGGCCUCAGGAGACAAGAUGUCAUCUUAUGCCCGAGGAUGGCGGCAACACUCUAGGCGGUAUCAAUCUCAUGUCAAUUUGGUUCUGGAGACAUCACAACUUCAUCGCUAAAAACCUAGCGGCCGUCAACCCUUGUUGGACCGAUGACAAAUUAUUCGAGACAGCCAGAGACAUCAACAUUGCUGUCGCUUUACAAAUAUAUUACUACGAACUGUUGCCUGUUUUCUUCGGAUAUGACAAUAUGGUGAAGGAUGGUGUGAUAACUCCUACCGGUGGGUUUAGGGACGUUUACGAUCCCAAUGUGAUGCCUCAAGUGUCUUUGGAAUAUCCUUUCGUUCUGAGAUGGGUACACACUAUUCAGAAUGGGCUCAUAAAAAUGUACGAUAAAGACGGUUACUACAUGAAACAGGUGCCAGUCGUCAACUUAACAUUGAGAACUGGUUAUUUUGCGCUGGAUGACAACCUCGAUCUUAUGACACAAGGAAGCUUCAGACAAGGAAGUGACAAUGUUGACUACACUGCUGAUUUUGAUAUCACAGAGAUUGGCUUGGGACCUCAGCAAUAUCUUUCAGACUUGAUGACCAGUGACCUUGCUAAGAACAGAUUGUUUGGCUUCCAACCUUACGUUAAAUACAGAGAGUUCUGUUUUGGCAAUAAAGUAAAGAGCUUUGAUGAUCUACAUGGUUCCAUUGACCCAGAGAGAAUAGAAAUUCUGAAAGAUGUUUACAAGAGCGUGGAAGACAUUGACCUUUUGGCUGCGAUCUGGGUAGAAAAGCCAUUGAGAGGAGGUUAUGCUCCACCAACGUUCUACUGCCUUGUAAUAGACCAACUAAGACGCAACAUGGUUUCUGAUAGACAUUGGUAUGAAAGACCGAACAGGCCAAAUGCGUUUACAGCCGCACAACUGGCAGAAAUCAGGAAAGCCACUAUCGCGCGUCUCCUGUGCGAUGUCGGCGACACGGUCACGAGAAUCCAGCCGCGCGCCUUCCUGAAAGCCGGUUACAAUAAUCAAAUGUGCAACUGUAAUGAAAUAAACGGAAUUAAUUACGCCGCCUGGAAGGACGCUACUUGUGAAGUUGAAUCGUUUUGGUCCAAAUUCGUCUACUGAUGCUGAUAGCGACAGUGUGUGUACAUAAUACGAAGUCAUGGAACUGGUUUGAAAAAGGAGUCGUUCAGAUUGGAAUGUUUAAAAUACUUCAAUUCUUCAACUGUUUUCAACUGGUAUAAUAUUUUCUUGGCAUAUUUUGACUGAUAGAGGAAUAAAUAAAUAUUUAUGAUUGGUA
Molecule: messenger RNA, 2659 nt
Organism: Trichoplusia ni (cabbage looper)
Lineage: Eukaryota; Metazoa; Arthropoda; Insecta; Lepidoptera; Noctuidae
Product: peroxidase-like
Exons: 12
Coding region: 583-2484 (633 amino acids)
Biological process (GO): response to oxidative stress
Molecular function (GO): heme binding; peroxidase activity
Source: RefSeq, a predicted model, not a curated record